Messenger RNA from Phragmites australis (common reed), 760 nucleotides. RefSeq lists its product as uncharacterized. Lineage: Eukaryota; Viridiplantae; Streptophyta; Magnoliopsida; Poales; Poaceae. The record is from RefSeq and is a predicted model, not a curated record. Bases 147 to 446 code for a protein of 99 amino acids. The transcript has a single exon.
AAUCCUUCUGCAGAACGUACUUGAAUCCUUCUGCAAUCACAAUCACAAUCACAAUCUCUCUCUCUCUCUCUCUCUCUCUCUCACACACACACACACACACACACACACACACACACACACACACACACACACACACACACACAAGGAUGGGUUCCCUGGGCCCAACUACCGUGAGUAGCAUGAGCAUGGCGAAGGCAGCCACCGUCGGCAUGAAGAACGGUGUGGUUGCUGUCGCCGAUCAGCAGCAAGCAGACCACAAGAAUUGCAGCAGCUAUGCCUUCCAGAUGCCGCUGCAAUACCCGCGGUACAGGAAGGCGGACUACGAGACGAUGCCGGAGUGGCGCGUCGACUGCCUGCUCCGGGAGUACGGCCUCCCCGUCGACGGCGACCUCGACAGCAAGAGAAAGUUCGCCAUGGGCGCCUUCCUCUGGCCCGACCAGUACUGAAGAAAUUAAACUCCAUCACCUCGCUGAAUCACCACCUGAGUUCGACAGGAGAUCAAGCAAUUGCAGUAACCGGAGCUUAAUUAUACGCAGUGCUGCAGCCCGCGACCGGGGUUCUAUCCCAAGCACGGGAAUCAUCGAAAGAAAUUAUGCGCAGUUCUGGUAUAUGUAUAAUUCUACUCUCAUCGUUCUGGCAUACCUAUUCUGUUCUCUACAAUCAUCCAUGUAUGUAACCAGGAGCAUAUAUGCAUGCUCUUCUGUUGCAUGAUAUAUUUAUGUAUGGAUCAAUAUAUGAAUGAUUGCACUUCUUGUUUGAA